UUCAGCGAACACUGCGUGCUGUGCAAGGAGCAGGCACUUGGACAACACAGAAAUCCUGUACGAGCACACGAUGAAUACAUUUUUGCUAGUAGUAUUAGUUGUGGGUUUUGUGAAGCGGUCGUUCGAGUGUUCUUGUAUGCCUUCACACCCCCAAGAGCAGUUUUGCAGAGCGGAUUUCGCAAUCCGUGUGAAAGUCAUUGACGGACCCAAAGAGGAACUGCCCGAGAAUUACCCUAAAGGAGUGCCGGUCGCGUUUUUCGUCAAGCAAGUCUACACGGUGCGCAUUACAAAGUUCUACAAAGGGAAGUACGCAGUUAACGCUACGGGGAAACUCGAUACAUAUGGCACUCGGGGACGACUGCUUAAAAUCAAAAUUUAUACCCCGUCAAAAGCAAGUUCUUGCAGUGUUAGAUUCAGGAAGUUUAAGACCUAUAUAAUGGUCGGGUCUAUUUAUAGAAAGAAAUUGAACGUCGCUUAUUGUGACUUCUGGAAGGAAUGGGGAAGAAUCACGAAGAAAUUGCGGUCGGGCUUCGCGCGGAAAUUUGCACGAAGUUGUGAGUGUAAAGUAACACAGUGUUACGGCAUGGGCUGCGGUAGCUUGAAGGACCCAUACGCAUGCGCGCUGGAUGUAUCCUCUGGACGCUUGAAGAAUACCUGCAGGCACAGGUAUCAGUACUGUGAACUUAGCAAAGAUGGGAAGAAGUGCUCGUGGAACACGAAUCUUUUGUAUCGGAAGUGCAUAUCCAGGAUUCCUUAACAGAGUAUCGGAUUGUGAACUGUACUGAUCUAAUUGACUUUAAAGUGUUAUCAAAUAUAUUUAAGGGGCUAGGACACACAUUGCGCAUUCAGCUUUGCGCAAUGGUAUAUAAACUUAGUUUUAACCUAACUUAGCUUAAAAGUUAAAUCUGUUGUCCAUGUUAUGACAUUCCGGUCACAGGAGAGAGCUAAGACCGCUGGGUAUCUGAGCAUGCGCAACGCCGUGAGAACCUUUGUUUCCAAGGUGUUCUGGAGUUAUGAAACUCGCGUUGCUUUUGAUAUUCUAUCAAGAAGACAACGAUCUGCGAGCAACAAACGCUUUCAGUUCUGCAUAUGAUAUCAGACGGGUUGAUAAAACUUUUGUAUCAGGCAACAAGCGGUAGGAAAAUAAGUCUUUCUACCCUUACUCUUAUAUACAAAGGCAAGCCUAAGGGUGCAAAUACAAAAUAUAAUAAAAAAAUGUAGACGGU
Nematostella vectensis (starlet sea anemone) is the source of this 1226-nucleotide messenger RNA. RefSeq names its product tissue inhibitor of metalloproteinase. The coding region runs from base 71 to 757 and encodes 228 amino acids. The transcript has 2 exons. NCBI's taxonomy places the organism in Eukaryota, Metazoa, Cnidaria, Anthozoa, Actiniaria, Edwardsiidae. Gene Ontology annotation, molecular function: protease binding; metalloendopeptidase inhibitor activity. Gene Ontology annotation, cellular component: extracellular matrix. The record is from RefSeq and is a predicted model, not a curated record. Gene Ontology annotation, biological process: negative regulation of membrane protein ectodomain proteolysis; negative regulation of endopeptidase activity.